AUGUCGGGGGCUCCACCGUACAGCUUACGAUCUCCUCCACCCGCCCAGCAAUCAACUUACAACUCCUACUCUUCUUCACCUCCGAAAGGUCGACCGUAUUAUCCAAAUGAUGAUCGCUAUCAACAACACCCCCCCGAGACACCUCAAGCCUACGGUUCAUCAUAUUCCCGAAGUCCGCAUUUUGUUCAUGCCAGUUCUCCGCUUGCCAACACUUUGCCUCCCUUGAACGGCGGUCCUCAUUCGGAUACUUCACCUUCUUACCCAGGACAACAUCCAGCGUCAGGGCCUUCUGGUUUCUCUCUACCACGCAUUCAUACUGCCCACGGUAUGUCUGAUACUCGCCCUUCUUCGUAUGGACAACCAGGACACUCGCAUCCGCCAAGCCGUCUUGACAGUCAAUUGUUGUCCCCAAAGAAAGAUCCGGAUACUUCCUUCAUGUCUGCUCGCGAGAAUGGCUCUAGCAGAUAUAUUGCCCACUCUCCGAAACCUACACGUACUGCCGAUCCAAUGUCUUUUGCGAGCAUUCUUUCGGAACCUACCGAGGACACACCACCACCUCGACGAGCUUCGCCGCCACCUCCUCCCCCUCCGUCGCAUCCCCUGAUUCUGAACAAGGAGCCGGAGCCAACCCCGGUAUUGCCUCUUCCUAGAUUGGAAAAGAAACCCAGUGUGGAAAAGCGGCCACUUACUUUUGAUCGGGAGGAAAAGAUUCCUCUACCAACCCGUGAAAAUGGCUCCAAGAAACAACAGGAGAAGCCGGCCCCUGUCGUUCAAGCGCGGCCUAUGCCAGGGCCACGUUUGACACAGAAGGAUCUCGAUGCAAUUGAGCGAAAAAUGGCAGAGAUUGAUAGGGCCGAAAAGAGUGAUGUCGAGGACGAUACAGGCUUUGAGGCGGAGUUCAAGCUUUAUAUUGCUAAGAGCAAGAAGCGUGCCAUGGAAGCUGAUAACUUGGAGUCUCACAAGAUCAAGCGCCGUCGUAACGAAUUCCUCAUGAAGCUGAGCGCAAAUUUUGCAAGCGGCGCAGAAGCCGGUGCCGAGCGUUUCCGAAGAGUAAACGAGCGAGAAGUCAUCUCUGAGGUCCAACGCAAGGAAGUCCAGGAUGAGAAAGAGCGCAAGAAGGAUAUGCAGCGAAAGCGUCGUCGCGAGAACACCGUGCGUAUCGAAACUGCCAAGAAGCUUGAGGCUGAACGUCGGGCCAAGCGUACUGUCGAUCCUAUCGAGAAAGAGAAACUUCUGCGGGAAGCCGAAAAGGCCCAGAAGAAGAUCAAAGGCGUUAAACGGGCUCUUGAGAGAGGCAAUCAACCGGCAGAAAUAAGCGAGGUCACUCCUCUCGCUCCCAAUAUGGAAGGUGGAACUACAAGCACAUUUCACAUUGGCAAAGAGAAAUCGCCAUCUGCGAAGAAGAGACCAUCUCGGCCUACACCUUCAGCUCGUCCGAAGAAGUCAAAAGAGAAGAAGCAGGCCGAGAAGGAUGCGGCCGAGAUGGCUUAUUUGGCGGCAGAGAGAGAUGAGCUGAUAGCUAUUCUACCCAAAGAUGAACUUCGCGCUGCCACUACCAAGAAGGAUGCGAAGGGCGCACGUUCGGAAGAAGCUACGCCCACACCCGCUACCUCCUUUGAGACCAAGGGUUAUAACCAAAUAUACGAGCAAAUAUGGCGUGACAUUGCUAGGAAAGAUAUUCCUAAAGUUUAUCGCAUCAAGACCAUGUCGCUCAGCACUCGUCAAGAAAACUUGCGUAAGACGGCGCAAUUAGCCAGCAAACAGUCCCGCAAAUGGCAAGAGCGAACCAACAAGAGCACAAAGGAUACGCAAGCACGAGCUAAGCGUACCAUGCGUGAAAUGAUGUCGUUCUGGAAGAGGAACGAGCGCGAGGAGCGUGAUCUACGUCGUAUGGCAGAGAAGCAAGAAUUAGAGAUGGCCAAGAAAGCAGAAGCCGAUCGCGAAGCCAACCGCCAGAAGCGAAAGCUCAACUUUCUUAUCUCCCAGACCGAGCUAUAUUCUCACUUUAUCGGUCGUAAGAUCAAAACCGACGAAGCAGAAGCGACAAGCGACCCGUCCGUGCAAGCAACUGGUGAAACGGUGCAGCCAGGAAAGCCGAAUGUUCACACUAUCAAUCUGCCCGACAGUGUAGCAGAUACCAAGACCAAGGUUACUGCAUUCGAGGAUCUUGAUUUCGAUGCUGAAGACGAAACUGAACUUCGCCGAGCUGCAAUGGCCAAUGCUCAAAAUGCAGUGGAAGAAGCCCAGGCUCGUGCACGAGCCUUUAACAAUGAGGAGAAUCCAAUGGCGGCACUCGAUGAGGGGGAAAUGAACUUCCAGAACCCGACUAGUUUGGGUGAUAUUCAGAUUUCGCAGCCAAAGAUGCUUACUGCUCAGCUCAAGGAGUACCAAUUGAAAGGUCUUAACUGGCUUGUUAAUCUUUACGAGCAAGGUAUCAACGGUAUCUUGGCAGAUGAGAUGGGUCUUGGUAAAACAGUCCAGUCGAUUUCUGUUAUGGCAUAUCUUGCUGAGGUGCACAAUAUCUGGGGCCCAUUCUUGGUUAUUGCUCCGGCAUCCACGCUUCACAACUGGCAGCAGGAAAUCACCAAGUUCGUCCCAGAUAUCAAGGUGUUACCGUAUUGGGGCUCUGCAAAGGAUCGCAAGAUUCUGCGCAAGUUCUGGGACCGUAAGCAUCUCACAUACACCAGGGAGUCGGAGUUCCACGUUCUUGUGACUUCCUACCAGCUCGUUGUCCUGGAUGCUCAAUACUUCCAGAAAGUCAAAUGGCAGUAUAUGAUUCUCGAUGAAGCUCAGGCUAUCAAAUCAUCACAGAGUUCACGAUGGAAGAAUCUGUUGGGUUUCUCUUGCCGUAACCGACUCUUGCUCACGGGUACUCCUAUCCAGAAUAACAUGCAAGAACUUUGGGCUCUGUUGCACUUCAUCAUGCCUACAUUGUUCGACUCUCACGACGAAUUCAGCGAAUGGUUCUCCAAGGAUAUCGAGUCCCACGCUCAGAGCAAUACCAAACUCAACGAAGAUCAACUCCGGCGUCUUCACAUGAUUCUCAAACCGUUCAUGCUUCGUCGUGUCAAGAAGCAUGUGCAGCAGGAGUUGGGUGACAAGGUUGAAAAGGAUGUCUUCUGUGACCUAACGUACCGCCAGCGAGCCUACUAUUCGAACUUGAGGAAUCGCGUGAGCAUCAUGGAUUUGAUUGAGAAGGCUGCUGUUGGUGACGAAACUGAUAGCACUACUUUGAUGAACCUUGUGAUGCAGUUCCGCAAAGUCUGCAAUCAUCCAGAUUUGUUUGAACGUGCUGAUACUCACUCUCCAUUCUCUAUGGCUCACUUCGCAGAGACUGGAUCAUUCUUAAGAGAAGGUCACUUUGUUGAUGUGCGCUAUUCAACACGCAAUUUCAUCAAGUAUGACCUUCCUCGCUUACUAUUCAGCGAUGAUGGGCGUCUUGAUAUCCCGGGAUCAAACAACCCAAAAGCUGGUUUCCGCAACAAGUACCUUUCACAUCUCAUGAAUAUUUGGUCACCAGAAAACAUCAAAAAGAGCAUAACUGAUGAUCAAGCCUUUUCCUUUUUGCGAUUUGUCGAUGUCUCCCCACAAGAAGCCUACGAAACCUCUCGCGUAGGGCUUUUUGAACGUGCAGUACGUCGACGUGGUGUGCCGAACCGGUUCUCGCGAUUUAAUGUGGCAUAUGACAAAUCGGACGGUGAUAACAUCAAUUCCAUCCUUACUCACUCGCUUUUCAAUGUUGUCGAGCGCAACGAUAGCACUGCCCUUUAUGAUUCAUCUACCGAAGGAUAUAUGCGCGAACUUUUGACGGUGUCACAACGGACAUUUGAGAAAGAAGGAUUGGCAGUAAUCGAGCCCGCAGCUCGUCCAGCGGCCGCUGCGCCUCCAAUAACCAUUUCCUGUUCUGGCCAAGCAGCAGCAAAGGAGACAAACGAUGUGCUUUUUAAUGUACCUGCUCGCCAGGCUCUCUUCGCUACUUAUAGCCGCCAAUUGGAUGAACAGAUUGUAGAGAAGGGAUUAGAUCCUGCACCUUACUCGCAUGCUCCAAUGCUACCUGAGCCGAUUUCGUACAAGGCGCGCUACACCAAGAUUGAAAUACCGUCCAUGAGACGGUUUGUGACCGACUCCGGAAAAUUGGCGAAAUUAGACGAGCUCCUUCGCGAACUCAAAAAUGGCGGUCACCGUGUGCUUCUUUAUUUCCAAAUGACUCGAAUGAUUGACUUGAUGGAAGAGUACUUGACGUACCGCAAUUAUAAAUAUUGUCGACUUGACGGAAGCACCAAACUUGAAGAUCGUCGUGACACAGUUGCAGAUUUCCAGCAUCGUCCUGAGAUAUUCGUAUUCCUGCUUUCAACCCGUGCUGGUGGUCUUGGUAUCAACCUUACAGCUGCAGAUACUGUCAUCUUCUAUGACUCUGAUUGGAAUCCUACUAUUGAUUCACAGGCCAUGGACAGAGCGCAUCGGUUGGGCCAAACACGACAAGUCACGGUAUAUCGUCUAAUCACUCGCGGCACAAUCGAAGAGCGGAUCCGGAAGCGCGCUCUGCAAAAGGAAGAAGUGCAGCGAGUUGUCAUUUCAGGUGGCGCUGCUGGUGGUGUUGAUUUCAACACUCGUCAUCGUGAGAACCGCACUAAGGACAUUGCUAUGUGGCUUGCAGACGAUGAACAAGCCGAGUUGAUUGAACAAAAAGAGCGAGAAGCGAUAGAACGCGGAGAAGAUCCGGCUGCCAAGAAGGGGAAGAAGGCCCAAUACAAGAAGAAGAAGGAUCUUACAUUGGAUGAUAUGUAUCAUGAGGGCGAAGGGCAUUUCGACGAUGUCAGCGCCAAACCUUCUGGUGCCGCAACACCUGUCUCUGGUGAAAUCGCUGCGACUUCAUCUUCACUAGGCAAGAAGCGCAGUAAAACUGCCAAGGGACCUUCGAAGCGCGCAAAGACGACCAAGGAGCGUUUGCGUUUAAUUGACGGCGACAACGAUCCUAUAGAUGAGUGAUGAUUGAGAAUCUGUGGACUAUAUUCAUCGCCUCUUCGAAUUUCGACAUUAUUCUUCUGCAUGAUUUUUUAGACUCGGAGUUUGUCCUUCCCUGUCUGUUCUUCAUUACUACUGUUUCAUUUUAUUGUCUGCAUGCACAUGAGUAAUCGAACCUUUGUGCGUCGCAUUAUCCAUUUCGAUUCGAUUCUUCCUGGUGUGCCGUUUGUUUUCCUUUCUUGUACUCAAAAAACUUUCCAUGACGCGAGAAAACUUUGUUAUAUGGGGGAAUUGGAUAAGGUCUGGGAUUUUGUCUUUUCAUCUUCUUCUUUACUGUAUCAUUAGUCUAAUGUGAACAUUGUGUGAGUGUAUGAAUUGCUCGGUUAUUAUUUUCCAUAUUCAAUUUGUCGUUGCAGACUUUUGUCCUUUCCAGGCCGUUGAUAAUAUUCAUGCAUGCUAAACAAAAAAUAAGGAUAGAACAAGAGACCGAGUGGUUUCAAGGAUAUGGCAUUCGAUCUUUCAUAUUUAUUCUAAGCGAUAUUAUGGACAUCCAUGGAUCGAGUUCUCCCUUCACCACCGUUCAGAAGGUCCAUAUAUUCGUCGUAGUUCCGAAGAUGGGACCGGUUACUCUUGAUAUAAUAUACGCUCAUCACACCUAUUAAUGAAUAUUUGCGAC
Talaromyces stipitatus ATCC 10500 is the source of this 5641-nucleotide messenger RNA. RefSeq names its product SNF2 family helicase/ATPase (Ino80), putative. Gene Ontology annotation, molecular function: ATP binding; ATP-dependent chromatin remodeler activity; ATP hydrolysis activity. Lineage: Eukaryota; Fungi; Ascomycota; Eurotiomycetes; Eurotiales; Trichocomaceae. Bases 1 to 4989 code for a protein of 1662 amino acids. Gene Ontology annotation, cellular component: nucleus; Ino80 complex. The transcript is spliced from 4 exons. Gene Ontology annotation, biological process: DNA repair; chromatin remodeling; DNA-templated transcription. The record is from RefSeq and is a predicted model, not a curated record.